AUGAGACACGUUACAUUAGUCUAUACAACACUUAUUACUACUCCGAACGGAUCAACGUGUUUAAGCCAAUUGAUCCUUGAUGAUAUGUUCAUUCUGCUGUUUUGUCUAUUAACGUUUUGGUUGGUUUUCGAUAGAUCAUAUCAUGUACUAUGGUUUAAAAUCCAGAAGUUAUUUGAUAUUCUACCAUCUUCUACAUUAACGAACAAUGAGUCAGAUCCUGCUACUGUGAUAUCUUUGCCAGAUUCAAACAGUAGCUUCUUUCACAAGUUCUAUUCCGAGUAUUCGUUGUCUUCUAGAAAGGUUUACAAUGCAGUACGAGUCAUAUUUUGUGCUACAUUUUCUGCUUACGUUGUAGCAGUUGAAAUUGUAUUAUGGCAGAUAAAAGUAGCAGACCCCAAUGCCGAGGCUAACUUGGUGACGUCAAUUAUAUGGCCAGGCUUGUUAGCUUUAUUGUUCAUCUCAUUGAUUUUGAUACAACCUUUCCUGAUACUGGUGUUCUUGUUGACGAAAUUCUUCGAAGACAAGGUCAGCAUGCACAAAUUAGUGCCGGUAACCAUUGGCAUUACUAUUCUAUGGCUAACUUUCUUGCAUUUCCUUACCAUUGGACCGUUUGGCUACACAUAUAAUCUAUUGACUAAGGCAUCAGUGAUCGGUGUGACUGUAAUGGGAAUUUUGUCCGGAUUGGCAUCAGUCUCCACACCGUAUUAUGCCUAUCAAUAUUUUAGACAUCGGAACAAAAGAGAUACAAAAUACACUAUACAUAACAAUGUUGAUCUGUUGUGGUCUAGUGAGUCUGUGAUACGGGAUCGAAUCAGGAAUUAUGAAGAAUGUAUUGAGAAAGAUACCUCGUUGUUGUGUAGGCUCACUUCUUCCUCAAACCAAGCUGACAUCAUGACCACAGUACAACUGAGAGAACGAAUUGCAUGGUAUCAACUUGAACUGGUGAAAUUAAGCGGUAUCUUGCAGGGUCCAAAAGAGCUUAGGAGUUUAAAGCGGAUGUUUCAGGUGAUUUUUUUGGUUUACUGUGUUUAUAAAUUGACUGACGUGUGGCUUGUAAAAGUGCCUAAAAUUAUAGUACACUCAUUUAAGUUUCCAACAGAUUUUAGUUAUGAAUUCUUCGACAAUAAAAGUACUGAAAAGGACCCCUUAGCUGUCACAUUCGCCAAUAUGUUUGACUUCUUGGUUCUAAGAUUAGAACAUCAAAAUGACAUGGAUUCGUUAAUCAAACAGAUAUCCUUGAUAUUGUCCAUCUCGUUGUUCGUGUGCUCUCUUUCUACUGUCACUACGACAAUCUCUUAUCUUUUGACAUUACUGCCUGUCAAACUACAAUUAUUAGCGUUAUCUGCAAUGCAGAGUACCAAUGGCUCUGAGCUUCCUACGAGCAAUAAGGAUGCAUUCUAUACCAAGAAACCCCCUUCGAUCAUCAAAAACCUCGCUGUGUGUGAGUUGACAGGUGUGUACAUCCUUGCCACUAUCUUGAUGAUUCGCUCCAAUUUACCAUAUGAUGUCUCAAAACAGGUCAAUCAACUCUUGGGUGAGAAAUUCACUAUUCCUGAUGUUGUAAUCGACGUCUGGUCUGAUAAAAUGUUCGCUUGCAGUUCGCUCUUGACAUUCAUUGGUAUUAAGGUAGCAGAAAGAACACUACACAGAUGA
Molecule: messenger RNA, 1653 nt
Organism: Kluyveromyces lactis
Lineage: Eukaryota; Fungi; Ascomycota; Saccharomycetes; Saccharomycetales; Saccharomycetaceae
Exons: 1
Coding region: 1-1653 (550 amino acids)
Cellular component (GO): membrane
Source: RefSeq, a predicted model, not a curated record